Messenger RNA from Penicillium robsamsonii, 1647 nucleotides. RefSeq names its product hexokinase family protein. The record is from RefSeq and is a predicted model, not a curated record. The transcript is spliced from 2 exons. Lineage: Eukaryota; Fungi; Ascomycota; Eurotiomycetes; Eurotiales; Aspergillaceae. Gene Ontology annotation, molecular function: D-glucose binding; mannokinase activity; fructokinase activity. The coding region runs from base 1 to 1647 and encodes 548 amino acids. Gene Ontology annotation, biological process: glucose 6-phosphate metabolic process; glycolytic process; intracellular glucose homeostasis. Gene Ontology annotation, cellular component: mitochondrion; cytosol.
AUGGCUAAAACUUCGCUAUUCCCAAUAAAGACUAAUCUAAAGGAGUUCCUUCAGCCGCUCCGGGUCGAACUUGAGACCUUGUAUGAGUUAUCUUGUCGGCUAUCGUCGUCAUAUAAAAAGUUAGCCGCGGAAUCUACAGAACACUUUAUUCCAUCAGCGCUUACCCGUCUUCCGACGGGCCAUGAAACCGGACGAUAUCUUGGCGUCUAUUUCGGUCUGUCAUACCUUCGGGUGGCCUUCAUCGACCUCUUAGGAGAUCAACAUGUCGAAGGACAUCCACGGGUGCGGCGCACAUUAGAGAAGGCAUGGCCUAUUGAAGAUCAUAUACGAAAGGAUCAUUGUGUUGACCUCUUUACAUGGAUUGGAGACUGUAUUGCCGAGGUGGUGGCAGACAGACUGGCCAACCCAAGUGAAGAGCGGAUUGAUCAAAUAACGACAGGCAUUUCCUUCUGUCUUCCUAUAAAACAAGAUUCUCUUGAUGAGGCUAUCUUGAUGCCAACAGGGAAAGGCUUCUCUCUAAGCUCAGACCUCAAUCUCCGCCAAGCCUUGCUGAAUGGAUAUGAACGUCACACAUAUUCAACUCAUGGAGAUGAAAUGAACAUGCCUGCUAAACGCCGCAGGCUAUUUUCUCUUCCUAAACUGAAAAUCGCUGUCAUGAUCAACGACACGACAGCGACACUUGCUUCAUUGGCGUACUCUAUCCCUUCUUUGCCGAACACUCGUGUUGUUAUGGGUCUGAUCGUGGGCGCGGGAUGCAACACGACUGUUCCCAUGAAACUUGCCAAUUUGCAUGAAUCCAAAACUAAAAGCAUUCUUGAAAAACACCCCGAUGCACAGGAAACACUCAUCUCGACUGAAUGGACUCUCUCCACGGCGGCGGCUUCUUUCGAUGAGCUUGGCAUUCGAACAAAAUGGGACCUUGGACUGGAUAAAAACUGCAAAAGACCUGGUUUCCAGCCAAUGGAAUAUAUGAUCGGCGGUGGAUACACUGGCGAGCUCGUCCGCAUCGUCUGUUAUGAUUGGUUUCACGGAGUUUUGGGAAUAGAACGCUCUAAGUUACCGCUGAAGUUGGUUGAAGAGUAUUCUCUUUCAACAGAAUACCUUUCUCUGGUUGUUGCUUCUUCUCUGUCUGAUGAGCGCUUAGCAAGCGCGUUGUCCAAAUCACUUCAACCAUCUCCUGAGAGUGAUUGGAUCUGGUCGCCUGAAUACGCCCGUGAUAUUCGGGCCAUUGCCUCGGCUGUGCAGGAUCGAGCGGCUUCGUUGGUGGCAUCUGCGGUUGUUGGUCUCCUAGGUUGCACCAAUGAAGUCCAAUUGUGCAACACGGCGACCAAGUGUACAAAUGAAGAACAAGUCAAAUCGGAAGCUGAAGUUACUGGACAAACGGACUCCUCGUCAUCAACGCCAGGUUGGAAUAGCGGGCCCGAGGAGCUCGCCGUCGCCUUCUCGGGUGGAGUGAUUCAACACUAUCCUCACUAUAAAGAAACUGUACAGAGAUAUAUUGAUCGACUGCUACUACGAGCUGGUCCUCAGGCAGGCGGAAAGAGCGUCUUCUUGCGGGAAGCCAGUGAUGGUGGGAUCAUUGGAACUGGUGUCCUUGCGGGAACGACGUCAGGGGAAAUCGGGGAAAUCAAGGCCACUAACAAUUAG